Thyridium curvatum is the source of this 834-nucleotide messenger RNA. RefSeq lists its product as uncharacterized. Gene Ontology annotation, molecular function: small GTPase binding. Gene Ontology annotation, biological process: vesicle-mediated transport. Gene Ontology annotation, cellular component: membrane; Golgi apparatus. Lineage: Eukaryota; Fungi; Ascomycota; Sordariomycetes; Thyridiales; Thyridiaceae. The transcript has 3 exons. The record is from RefSeq and is a predicted model, not a curated record. The coding region runs from base 1 to 834 and encodes 277 amino acids.
AUGUCGGGCUCGGGCUACGACGCCGUUGUAGACGUCGAUGAUGAGGGCGAUCUUGGACACACCGAUCUCCAAGAAGAUCUCGAAUUCCAUAACUCGAACUUCACAGAGACCGGCCCAGGCGCGAGGAAACCCGGUGGUGGCUCCGGCCUACCGCUCCCUGCCACGGCGUCGUCAUCCUCGGGCAAGCGCUUUCUUUGGUCCAUGUCGUUUUACGCGCAAUUUUUUGACGUCGACACGUCUUCUGUUUUGACCCGGUGCUGGGCGGCGCUGUACCCGCGAGCCAACUUCCUCGACGUCCUCGAGGGCAAUCCCGACCUUUACGGACCCUUCUGGAUCGCCACCACCGUGGUCUUCAUCUUGUUCCUGGGCGGCACGAUAAGCCAGUAUCUCGCGACGACGGGACAGGAGCCGUUUGCGUACGAUUUCACAUUGUUGAGCGGUGCUGCCGGCCUGAUCUACGGAUACACACUGGUCAUUCCGGUGGUUCUGUACGUCGCUCUUCGAUACUUCGGCUCCGAGGCCGCAAACCUUCUGGAGUGCUGGGCCCUAUACGGCUACAGCAACCUGAUCUGGGUCCCAGUCGCCCUGAUCAGCUGGUCGAGCAUCGAUAUCCUCAACUGGGUGUUUGUCGCCGUGGGUCUCGGCAUGUCUGUUACCUUCCUGCUGCGGAACCUGUACCCCGUGCUGUCGGCGACGGAUCGCCAGACGAGCAAGGUCCUGCUUGUCGUGGUGGUGGCGCUGCACUUUGCACUCGCCUUGACGAUCAAGUUCCUCUUCUUCGCCCACUCCAGCCCCAUCAACAAGAAGCCUGUAGAGGGAGGCGAGGGACAAUAG